UUCCCCUUGUUUUGACGUUCUUUCAUUUCAUUUUUCGUAAAACGAGAGGGGAUUUCUUAUUAACGACGGUACAACGAGCGCGAUUACGCUGCAUUUUAUCCGUUAAAUAUACAACAAAAGCAGUCAAACUGGAGGUCCUGCAGGUUACUAGAGAGGACGCCGAUAUGACGGCCGUGGCUAGGAGACAAGAACACGAAGAUUCCGGAGAAUAUUCGGACGCAUCGCAGGAUAUCGAGCACAAUAUCUCCGUGAACGAUGGUGGGCAGCAUGAGUCGGACUAUGACUCUCAAGGGAGUGACUCUGAGCACUCCGACCAGGAUUCCGAGAAUAAGGAAACGGAACGUCGAGUAGACGAUGACGAAGACCGAAGCAAUCCGCAAUACAUCCCCAAGAGGGGAACCUUCUACGAGCACGACGACCGAACUGCAGCUAGCGGUGAAGAAUCAAGCAACGCGACAUCGGAAGCGGCUUCAGAGAAGAAAGAAGGUACUGAGCCGCCGACCGAGCGACGUCGACCGCCGCGCAAGUCGGAGAUAGUAAACAAGUGGUCUCAUGACAAGUACAAUGAGAAUGAACAGAUGCCGAAGUCCCGUGACGAGCUGGUGGCUAUCUACGGCUACGACAUUCGAAACGAGGAUGCGCCUCCUCACGCGAGACGCAACAGACGAUAUGGUCGCGGUCCCAACAAGUACACCCGUACGUGGGAGGACGAGGAGGCGUACAGGCGCCAGUCCGCCGCGCAACAACUGCCGCGGAAACCACCCACCGCUGAGGACUUCCCGGAACUUGAUGGUCGCAGACAUGGCAAACCGCGUCCUCGCCCUCGCUCCAAGUCUCAGCCGUCUGCCAACGAGCCGGUUGAGAAUGGCGGUCAGCUUCGUCGCAACGCCUCAAUAAAAUCUACCAAGAAGCCGGCAGUGAAACAAGGGUCGGGUCGCAUUCCUGCCAAGCCUGCAAAUAAAACACCUAAUAAGAGAGAAGAGAAGAUGCCGGCCAUAGAAAACCUGACUAUCACUGCUAAUGUGAACAACAAUAAUAACAAUCAAGGUCAGGCCCCGCGCAAGGUGAACGCGACGGUAGCGCAGCAGAGACCGGUGCCCACUGACCAGGGAAGGAAGAAGCCUAACGCUAAUGCACAGCCCCAGCCGCACCCCAACCCCCCUCGCACGAAGUCUCCCCCCACUACGGCCCCGCCACAGUCCGCCCAACAACAGAAGACAAACAACCAACAACAACAGACCACUGCAGGCGGUGGUGGCAGUAAACGUUACAGUAGCUUGCGUCAGCGUCCACUAGCGGACUCGUACACUCCGCAACAACCACAGACGCAGCAACAGACUCAGCAACAGACGCAGCAACAAACGCCGCAACAAACUCAGCAACAAACUCAGCAACAGACACAGCAACCACCUCAUAGAUAUCACGCAGGUCCGGGCGAGUUCGUGGGCGGCAGUGCGCACGGCGCGGCACAGACUCACGCGCACCCGCAACACAUGAUGCACCAGCAGGUGCUGGUGGGGCGCGGGUCCCCCCCCGCGCACGCGCUGCCCCCCCCGCCGCCGCAUGCACAGCACGCACAACAGGUCCGCCUGGGUCUGCUGGAGCAGCCGCCGCUGGCGCCAGUCCCGCACCCACACCACAACAUGCAUAACUUGCCCGCCACACAUUCUAUGGGUCAAAUACAACCAGCACAAGGAUACGCCCCACCUGCCAUGAUGCCCGCUCAGUAUAUGCAACAAAGCAACAGUGGCGCAGUGUUCGGUGGUGCGAUGUUCCCGGCGGGCACUCACGCCCCGCCCCACGCCCCUCACGCCCCGCCUCACGCCACAUAUCAGCAUCAAAUGUACACGCCGCACCAUAAUUAUGCGGGCGGAGUGACGUACUACAACUGCGCGGAGCAGGAGGCGGCCCACAGCGCGCGCGCGCAGCGACGUCCCACCGCCGCCAUACCCAUCGUCAGCCCGCACCAUGCGGACAGCAGGCCAGCGAAUUCAUCUGAAAAGGACAACAUAGACAGGAUCGUGGAGAACAUGUUCGUGAGGAAACCCUGGCCAGCGACACAUGGGGCUGAUUCAAAAGAAAAACAGCCAGAAAAUCGCAGUUCUCAGGAGCCACAAAGCAAAGAGUCAUCCCAACCGAACAGUCUAACCUCCAGCUCAAUCUCCACCGACUCCAAACCUUCCGAAAGCAGAGAAGAGAAGGAGAAAGUGGAAGAAGUGAGAGAAGAAGAGAAGAAGGAGAAGAAAGAGUCAGUAGAGCCAGUUGUCCCACAAGAAAGUAUAGCGACAGAUGCCUGACUGGUAAGAAUUAAGUUGUAUGAAUGCUACCAAGCGAAGUACUACAGUAAAAGGUAAAUGUUUAUACACGAUCACGCUCUUAGGUAUUGGUCUUUAACCGACAAAGACGAACGACUUUUAACCUAAAUCAAUUACAUAUUUUUAGCAGUUCACUCAUGUUGCUGUUUGACAACGGAACUCAACUAAUUUCAAGCUACGCUUGGGGCUCAUAUUCAUAAGCAGCAUUUAGGUACAUUAUGUUAUGGGUUUUCAUACACCGGGAACAACAGAAUUCAGAUUAUAAAAAACUUGGAACAAAAAUCCUUGAACAAUUCUCAUUUAUUGACAAUAUAUUUUUAGCGUAUAAUCUUUAGGAGUAGGUAAAAAUAUUCUAAAAUCCGUUUAGAGUCAAUUCUAUGACUAAAACGAUUAAUCGAGUAAUAAUAAUUAAUCGAUAACUAAACGUCAUUCGAGUUGACUAAACUCAUAAUCAUUUACUAUAAGUAUAAAAUUAAGUCUUGUAAAUUUUAAUCGUAAUUAUAUAAUAGACAAAUUAUAUAAUUAAAAUUGUUAUACGCUAAGAAGUCUAUAGAAGUUGUUAAUUAAGGAUCAAAUUAUAAAAAAAUCAACUGAACAAUAGAAACCACAAAGUAUUUUUAUAACGUCAAUAAAAGCUACAGUUGCCAUCAGUAGAUAGCGCUAGUGUAGAUUGAGUUCUGAUUGACCAAUAGCGUCAAACUAUUAAUCAUUCAAUUUUUGACAGCUACAGUGAUUGGACAAUCAGAUCUUACUGCGUUAGCCAUUGUGAGUUUGAUUUAUGUUAACGCGAUGACGUUUAUAACGUCCGACUCUCUGAUUGGCCAGCUCCAAGUUAGCCAACCAAUCAGCGGGCUAAAUGCGUUACGAUCGCGUUAACGUAAAUGAAACUUGCAUUAAGGUGACAACGGUAGUCUCCGAUCUGUCGAUUACAGGCCAAUACCUAAAAUAUCUCAUCUUUAGGCCUAGCUUAUUGAAGUUAGGUAUCAAAAUAUGUAGUUAGUUAAAAGAUAUAUGAAGCGUGAUCGUCUAAAUAUCUAAAUUAAUGUAGUUUUUUCAAAUUAUGUACUACCACUUGGCUGUGUUUAGAUCUGUGCGGUUGUAAAAAUAAUCUAUGAAUAAAUUAGAACUCAACAAUUAUGUUUUAUGACUUACUAACUCUUUGACUAGGUAACUCAACUAGUUUCAAGCUACACUAGGGGCCCACAUUCAUGCUCCAUUGCGCGCCAACGUGAAGCUAGUCGAGUUACUGCAUCAGACAGUUACGUGAGUAAGAAGUAAAACAUAAUUAUAUAAUAAUAUUCAUUAAGAAAACUUACGGCUAGUCUCAAUAACCUUUUAUUAGUAGAUUUGGUAACUAUAGAUAUUUUAAUACAGGGUGUUAACGAACCGCUCCCGAAAUGCUGACAAAAGGAAAUUGUUUUAAAAAAUUCAAGCAGCAUAAUCGUUGGGCAGUUGAUUACAACUCGUCAUCAUCAUCGUCAUCAGCU
Spodoptera litura is the source of this 3802-nucleotide messenger RNA. RefSeq names its product CASC3 exon junction complex subunit (gene btz). The record is from RefSeq and is a predicted model, not a curated record. Gene Ontology annotation, molecular function: mRNA binding. Gene Ontology annotation, biological process: mRNA processing. Gene Ontology annotation, cellular component: exon-exon junction complex. NCBI's taxonomy places the organism in Eukaryota, Metazoa, Arthropoda, Insecta, Lepidoptera, Noctuidae.